UGCACCACACUCUUUUGACACACCUUCCCUUCACCAAAACCGCACUUUAUUCCAUUGCAUUUUCCAUUUCUUGGCUUUGGCUCGAGCGCUUCUCUGCCCUGAAAGCAACUUUCUCUCCUCUUUUGGUUUCUCCUUCUUUUCUUCUCUUCAGCUGGGCUCUUCAUUGUGAGAGCUGCCAAAGUCCUUCUCAUUUCCCUGCGGCUCGUGUUUUCAGCGAAACAGAAACGGGCCACUGUUGCUGAGGAGUUUUGGCUGGGCUCGUUUUGUUGUGUGUUUUUUCAGGUCUAGCGAACCUCUGGAGGACAGACGCCGCCGCGUUCAGCCUCGCUCUCCAGAGUUCUCCACACGCAGCUGUACGAGCGAUCGCUACAAAACCAGAAAUCACAGACGAAGAGAGACAGACAGAGAGAACUACGCAAGAACGCAGGCUUUUCCUAGACAUGCUUUUGCUCUGACGUCCGGGCGUCUGCUGAAGGCAUGUGUGUCCCUCUCUGAAGCCCGUGUGAGAAACGACCCGCGUGUUAUUCCUCAGCGCUGGACGCACGGGAGGCACAUCUAGACAGAGUUAAAGCCCCCUUCAUAAACUCAUGACCGCACGAGCUUUUAAAAGGACUUCACUAGAGGAAUUUGUCACACUUGGGGGAAUUUUCUCUUUUGUAAAAAUAAAUGUUGAGAGUCUGAACGCGUCCUGCUCUGGAAGAAGACAGCAUGAAGAGUUUCAGCCGGUCCCUACUGACUGCCAUGACAACAGGUUUGCUCCUGUUCUGUCUGGGUAGCUCAGGUCUAGAGCUCAGUCCCAGCGACCCUCAGGUCGUCCUCCCCAUCGACUCCUCCUUCAACAUCACCUGCUCCGGCUUGAGUGAGGUCACCUGGCGCUUCAGACGAGAGGAGAGGCUUUCGGAGUUCCACGUCGAGAAGCGAAGCUCCUCCUCCAGCGUUCUGAGUCUGGAGCGGGUGACCUGGAGACACACGGGUGUUUACGUGUGCUCAGAGAACGGGACAGAUGAGACGAGAGAGGUGGCCGUCUUUGUGCCUGAUCCUGAGGUCUGGUUCCUCGAGAACGAUCAUAUAAUGGUGACUAAGACAAGAGAAGAAGGCACGAUCCCAUGUCUGGUGACCAAUCCACUGAUAAACGUCACGCUGUAUGAGAAAGACACGGAGGUAAUGGUGGAGGGUUCAUAUAACCCCAUCGUAGGUUUCACCGCCGCUCUGGAGGACAGAAACUACAAAUGUAAAGGAGAGCUGAACGGAGAGGAGAAAGAGUCCAUUGGCUUCUACGUCUUCAGUAUAGUUGCUCCCGAGGCUCUGGAUCCUUACAUCAACGCCUCCAAAACAGUCCUGAAGCAGGGCGAGACGCUGAACGUCAACUGCACUGUUCACGGCGCAGAGCUCGUCUUCUUCUCCUGGGACUUUCCCCACAAAGACGUGGGGGACGUUGAGCCCUUGACCGAUGUCCUGUCGUCCAUGAGCAUGCGGUCCUGUCUCAACAUCACAGACGUGACUCUGGCCAGAUCAGGACAGUAUGUUUGUCACGUGCAUGAGGGUGUGGAGGACCAGAGAGCUUCAGCCAGUAUUAACAUCACUGUACUGGAGAAAGGCUUCGUGGCUCUUUCUUCACAUCUGGACAGGAAUAUCUCAGCGCAGCUCGGAGAGAACGUGGAGCUGAAAGUGGAGGUGGAGGCGUAUCCCAAACCCAGCAUCCAGUGGAGUAAAGACGGCGCCGCCAUCAGAGGACACAGCACCAGACAGGAACAGGAGACCCGGUUUAUCAGCACACUGACCCUGGUCAGGAUCCGGCUGGAGCAGAUGGGUCUCUACACCGUCACUGUCCAAAACCAAGAUGACUCUAAAGAGAUCACCUUUGACCUGGAGGUGAAAGUUCCUCCUCAGAUAACCGAGCUGUCUGACCAUCAGCUGCCGGGUAAGAAGCACGCGGUCACUUGUGUGGCGGAGGGAGUACCGUCUCCCAGCAUUCAAUGGUUCAGCUGUGACAGCAUGCACAAGUGCAGUAACAGAAGUGUGGUGUGGAGCCCUCUGGCGGAGGAUCCUGAGAAGGUCAGCAUCCAGACCAACGUCAGCUACAACAUCUCACGCAAGAUCCACCUGGUGCACAGUCAGCUGACUCUUCUGAGACCGCAGCUGCUCAGCAUCCGCUGCGAGGCCCGCAACGAGAGAGGAGCUCGAUCCCGGGACAUCCGCCUGGUCAACAGCACUUUGUUUUCUCAGGUGGCCGUUCUGGCCACGGUCUUGGCGUUGGUGGUCAUCGUCAUCAUCUCCAUCAUCAUCCUCAUCGCUGUGUGGAGGAAGAAGCCACGCUAUGAAAUCAGGUGGAAGGUGAUCGAAUCGGUCAGUUUGGAUGGACACGAGUACAUCUACGUGGACCCCAUCCACCUGCCCUAUGACCUGGCCUGGGAGAUGCCACGGGACAGCCUGGUGCUGGGUCGCACGCUGGGAUCUGGAGCGUUCGGGCGAGUUGUCGAGGCAACGGCGUACGGUCUCGGCCGUUCACAAUCCACCACUAAAGUAGCAGUGAAAAUGCUGAAAUCGACGGCUCGGAGGAGCGAGACCCAAGCUCUGAUGUCUGAACUCAAGAUCAUGAGUCAUCUGGGUCCUCACCUCAACAUCGUCAACCUGCUGGGCGCCUGCACCAAACACGGUCCUCUGUAUCUGGUGACCGAAUACUGUCGCUAUGGAGAUCUGGUGGACUAUCUGCACAGGAACAAGCACAGCUUCCUCCAGUACUACGCCGACAAGAACCACAUCGCCAACGGCAGCCAGAUCUGUAACGACAGCGAUGUGCCGCCCGGGAAAGAAUACGUGUCGUUCGGCAGCGAGUGUGACGGAGGAUACAUGGACAUGACCAAAGACGAGCAAACCGAAUAUGUGGCGAUGCAGGAGCUCACGGACACCAUCAAGUAUGCAGAUAUCCAGCCUUCGCCCUACGAGUCUCCUUACCAACAAGACAUCUACCAAGAGCAAGGUCACAGAGUAGAUCGGUCUCUGGUCAUCAGUGAUUCUCCGGUCCUGAGCUACACUGAUCUCGUGGGAUUCAGUUAUCAGGUGGCCAAAGGCAUGGAGUUCCUGGCCUCAAAAAAUUGUGUGCAUCGGGAUCUGGCAGCGAGGAACGUCUUGAUCUGUGAAGGCAAACUGGCCAAGAUCUGUGACUUUGGCCUGGCCAGAGACAUCAUGCAUGACAACAACUACAUCUCCAAAGGCAGCACGUUUCUUCCUUUGAAGUGGAUGGCACCGGAGAGCAUCUUUCAUAACCUGUACACCACGCUGAGUGACGUCUGGUCCUACGGCAUCUUACUGUGGGAGAUCUUCACUCUGGGAGGAACCCCGUAUCCAGACCUGCCCAUGAACGAGCUGUUUUACAGCGCUCUGAAGAGAGGAUACCGCAUGACCAAACCAUCGUACGCCUCCGACGACGUUUACGAGGUCAUGAGGAAAUGUUGGGAUGAGAAGUUCGAGAAGCGUCCUGAGUUCUCCUUUCUGGUGCACACCAUGGGGAACAUGCUGUCAGACGGAUAUAAAAAGAAAUACUCUCAGGUCAGUGAUAGUUUUCUGAAGAGCGAUCACCCCGCGGUGGCCCGAGGGAAGCCGUGUGUCCCGUCUCCGUUCCCCAACACCUUCUCUCCUCAGUCCCUGUCCUCCAAUCCGGGCCCAGACCUGAGCCCACGGCCCGGAGCUGACGGAGAGAGCACCGACGCUCCGCACAAUGAGUACAUCAUCCCCAUCCCCGAUCCCAAACCCGAGGAGCACUCUCAGGACGGGCCGGUGCUGAUGGAAAUCCCCUCGAGCUCGUUAAGUUCUGAUGAGGAGACGGUCUCCAUGGAAACCCCGAGCACCGAACCCGAGCGCGAGGAGCUGCUGCCGGAUCAUUCUGGAAGUCUGGAGGUGGAGGAGAGCUUCCUGUGACACGCUCCCGCUUCCUGUCAUCAUCCAGGCAUUUCAGUCUACAUUUUGAGCAGAUUUCUCAUCGAAUGCGUCAGAAUGACAUGCUAGAUUCCUCACGUGCUCUUAAAGACCGUCUGUGAAGGCUGAGGCCUGAACCAGACCAGUCUUUCUUUGUUUUUCUAUUCUUUUUUUUUACGAAAUUGGUACAAUGCAGUAUUGUAAACUGCAGAAGGCAAAGCUACAAUCAGCUGAUAUGUACAUUAGUCGAGUUACUUUUUGUGUUAAUAUCAUUCUCAGCAUUUCUGAAAUUAAGUGCAUAUUUCGUUUCUAUAUUCAGACAGCAGUCUGUGACUUUUGAUUUUAACUUUAGACGUUUUUUAUUGUCAAGAUUCUCGUAGCAAACUUGCACUUUAACGUUUAUUAAAAAGCAACGUUUAUUGAAGCAAAUAGAUUAUGCAUAUUAUUUGUAAUUUCAUUUUCUAUUUUUGCAUUCCGUAAAGGGAAACGACAGAACCAAUCCAUCACUGAUUAAAAGAGAAAUAAAUGUAAGCGCAAUUUUACAAUUUUUACAUUUUAAAAAACAUAUAAACUCAGAAUUCUUGUUUUCUUGCGAUUUAUAUUUUUCUCAGAAUUCUGAAGUUUAUUUAUCGCAGUUUAGACUUUUCUUCUCAGAAUUGUGGGUUUUUUCCACCGCUGAUGAAAAAUUAAAAAAGAUAAUUGCGUGUUUAUAUCUCACGACCCCCACGUUCUUUCCCUCAAAAGUGAAGAAAGUCUCACAAAUCCGACUUUCUUCUUGGCUUUCUGACACAAAUCAGACUUGUUUUCCUCUCGAUUGUGUAUGCGUCGCGCAAUCGAUUUUUUUUCUCACGAAUGCAAGUUCAUGGAAAAAUAUCAGGAUUGCCGUUGUGGCCAAAAAAAGUAUUGCUUUUCAAUUCUGUGGGAAACAAGCAAUGUUGUAAUGUUUUGUGCAGCUCCAGACUCAAGCUGUCCGGUGUGUAUCUGAAUGACAUUAUAAAGUAUAUCUGAAUGACUCGCGGUACAAGAAGAAGCAUCAUUUAACUCAUAUUUUUCCUCCAAUUGCCUUUUACAUUCAAGAUCAUAUAACCUGCUCUUAGCAGGUGUCUUACACUGAGAUAAAGCGUUUCAUCUUCACAUUAUUAGUUCGAUAUCAUCCACGCGAUACUUACGUUGAACUUUAUUUUGACGCAAUCACUUAAUAUACCCAAACACAAGUUUCCAUAGAGGCUUCGUCUUGUUUUUUUUCCCUUGAUUUUAAAUGUAGGCAUUCUUAUGUAUGCACAAGGCCUUAUUAAAUUGCACAUUUCCGUACAUAUAUCACAUAGUAAAGAUACACACUCCAAGGUACCAAAGCUUUACGUAUGUUUACAAGUAUAUUUUUGUAUAGAUAUUUUGUACAUUGCUCUUUUACACGUUCUAUGUACGAUCAAAAAUAAAAAACUGUGAUUAAAAUUUGCAA
This is a messenger RNA of Puntigrus tetrazona (Sumatra barb), 5374 nucleotides long. RefSeq names its product platelet-derived growth factor receptor, beta polypeptide (gene pdgfrb). The transcript is spliced from 25 exons. Gene Ontology annotation, cellular component: signaling receptor complex. The record is from RefSeq and is a predicted model, not a curated record. Gene Ontology annotation, biological process: cell surface receptor protein tyrosine kinase signaling pathway; multicellular organism development; cell chemotaxis. The coding region runs from base 709 to 3918 and encodes 1069 amino acids. Gene Ontology annotation, molecular function: ATP binding; platelet-derived growth factor binding; platelet-derived growth factor beta-receptor activity. NCBI's taxonomy places the organism in Eukaryota, Metazoa, Chordata, Actinopteri, Cypriniformes, Cyprinidae.